AUGGGCGGAAUAAUGAUGAGAGAUGAUGACUUAUUCAGAUCCGGCGAUUCUGUUAAUAAUAAUAAUAAUAAUAAUAUUGAGGCGGCGGAUGAAACCACAAUGAGAACGAAUCAAUCAUCAUCGCCAUCAUCGCCAUCAUCAUCGCCAUCAUCAUUGCCAUCACUGCCUCAGCCUCAAGCGCCAUCCGACACAAAAACAGCAAGGCGAUUGUCGCCGCAAAACUUUACAUUUUCCAAUUUUGACUUGUUCCAGCACUCUGUUUCAAAUCGACAGCAACAAUUGCUGCAGAAAUUGUCGACCAACAAUAACAACACUAAGAAGAAUAAGAGACGGCGGAACAAAAAACAUCAUUCACCCUGCUUGUGGGGCGCGUUCAUGGCCAUCCUCUUGUGCCAGUGCAUUCUGUUUCUAUUUCAGGCUUCCAUUUCAAAUUAUUACCAUUACCAUUACCAUUACCAUAAUGAUAAUGAUAAUGAUAAUGAUAAUGAUAAUAGUAUGGAAAUAAGUCAUUAUGGAGGCGUGGGUUUGACAUUGUUUCUGUCCAAGUCAUCAUUAUCAUUAUCAUCAUCAUCAUAUCAUAACAAGAUCGGAAAUAAGAACAACAUUGGAAUGGACACUACUAAUAUCGACCAAACAAGUGGGAGCACUAUUACCAUUAUUCAUCGUCCAAGAUUAUUGAUUGGUCUCUUUUCCGACUAUGGAAGUGAUGGAAGUGGUGCGCAUGGCGGUGGUGGGAGCAACCAACCAGGUAGUCGUAUUAGUAGUGGUGGCGGUGGCAGUACCAACAGCAAUAGCAAGACGUAUCGAAAUCGUCAUCGAAAGCUGUUUCAAUUGUGGAAUGACACGAGAUUAUGUCCCUACAAUGCCUUUCGACAACGACAGCGACAACGACAGCGACGACUCCUUGCUUCGAAACAGGAUCCGAACAACCACAAGUCAAAUUUGGACCUCAAUGACGAUGACGACUAUGACGACGAUGAAUGCCUGAUAUUGUAUACCUUUGUGAUUGGAGCCCAUCGUCGCAAUACUAAUAAUGAUGAUGAUAACAACAACAAGGAAGCCAGCAGCACCAGCAACAGCAACAGCAGCAAUUAUAAUAAUAAUAAUGGUGAUGAGAUUCCAACAUUACGAUUGGAAGGAACACGUGACGAACCCUUGGAGAUUGAACUGGGCACUGCUUCCUUGUCGUCCAAUGUGAAUCCUAACAUUACCGCACAAAUUUCCAAAAAUCUUCCUUUGGAUUUGAUACGGCAUCGAGAUUACACGUUGCUCAACAUUCGAGAGAACAUGAACGACGGCAAGUCUCCAUCCUUCUUUGCCUGGGCACACUCGGAAGCGACCAGUCCAAGAAAUACGAUAGAAGGACAUUCCAUGUUUUCCUAUGCGGCCAAGUGUGAUUUGGAUGCCAUGCUUCGACUUGACUUUGUCCUCCAAGUCUUGCACAGAGACUUGAUAUGGAUCCCGAAUCAUGUCACCAGCCCGAUGAAUAUUCCUGCCUCCACAGAACAACCAGCAAUCGUUUCAUCUAAGGAUCAAGCUCUGCCAAAUCAUGCAACAAUAACAACGCCUCUCAAGACGGAUCCUACUUCCGUGGGAGGCAUUGUCUUGGGAUGCUUGCGCCACAAGGCAAUGUGGGCAGAUACUACGAAGGAUGACUUUUGGAGGGCAAACUAUCAGAAUGGAAUGCAUUUGUAUUUGGGUGGUCAAUUCUACAUUGUGAGUGUCAAUUUGAUUCCGGGCCUAGUGCAGGAAGCUCAAGUACAGCAGCUCAAGCAUGGAAUGCAAUCUACCGGGGAUAAUUACAUGGCAGGUCAUGAAGAUCAUGACGUCCUCUCUAUGAUUCAAGCAGCUUCUAUCAAGAAUGGGCAACUAGUGCGGUGGAUCAGCAUGCCACGGAAUUAUCGAUUCUGGGAACAUCCGGUCAAGGGUGAAAUGUGGUGGAAACGAAUUUGGAAACGAGAGUCACGAAAAGCAGCAGAAGGAAAACUACCAUCCAGAAACAAAUAUUCCUUGCCGGUUGCUCCCAAAGGUCUGCCGUCUCUUCUCAUCGUACUAGGUGCAGCCGAUCCGAAGGAUCGGGUAUCAUAUCGAGACAAACUGAUUACCGAACAACACCGAGGAGGCAAAAGGAUUUGCUCGCUCAUGGACUAUCGAACAGCCGAUGCUUCUACUGUUAGGUGCGACUUGGUCUAUACCUUUGUCGUAGGGGGAAAUGAUAAAGGACCAAAUGAGAUUGUUCGCGGGGAGGACCGGAUUGAACUUGAUGAUUUUCACAAAGGCGAGAAGGAUCUAUUGAUGCUGAAUAUAAGAGACAACACGAACAGUGGCAUGGGACAGACAGUGCUAUUCCAUUUACAGAAUAUCCUUGAAAGCAAACUGGAGACUUCUUUUGACAUGGUCGUCUUCUGCAAUGCUCAGACUGUUCUAUCCGUGGAACAAUGGAACAGAGUCCAGUACCAACAAACAAGAUCCCAUCGCAACCUUAUUGUUGGUGACAUACGAGACAAGGAUCAGCUGCCAGUCGAGUUUGGUACCGAGCGGAGGAAUGAGACAUACUUUUUUCUGGAACAAGAGAAUAUUCAUGUGUAUCCUGGAAGCGACAAUGCUUGUUUUGCGGUGAGCACGAACCUUGUUGACAACAUGCUCCGUCACGCAAACGAAUCCUUUGGACUGUCGAAAGGUGUAAAAGUAAUCAGGGAGGACUCUAGCAGGAAGAGAAAAUUCAAGAUAUUCAAUCCACGAGCAUACUUUGUUCAGAACCUUGGAUACGAUCUAACGACACUCGCCUACAUGACCCCAUUCACAGUAUUGCAUUGGGUUCCAAUCUCAAAGGGUCAAGCACCAUGGUAUACAUUGUGA
This is a messenger RNA of Cylindrotheca closterium, 2859 nucleotides long. Lineage: Eukaryota; Bacillariophyta; Bacillariophyceae; Bacillariales; Bacillariaceae. The record is from the annotation of a GenBank genome assembly.